AUGUCGAAACGCUUGGCGUUUACUGAAGACGAAUGGAGUGACGGCAGCGGAGACGACAUCGACAGGGGUUUCAGUGGUUCCGCACCACCGAAGAGACGGAGACAGAGUUGGCAGACGUGGCAGUCGUCUCGCGGAACGAGUGGUGACGAUCGCGACGACAAUAACAACAACACAGACACUAAAUUCUGGACCAAAGCCGGCCAUAGCUUACGAGACCUGACAUCAAAGGUGUCGAAGUGGUUGCACACAACCAAUCCAUUCACCAGUAGAUCCACAGACAAUAGACACCAACGACAGACACCGCAAGACAUGAAUACGAGCUGUCGAUCCAAUACAAGCAUUAAUGAGUCGCCCGUCAGAGACAACAGAGGUAUGAACACAACCGCCGGCGCCGCCAAUAGUAUUAGCGCCCGAUUCGCCACUAAUUGCGUGCAAACCAUACCUCAAGCUGUCGAUCCAAUACAAGCAUUAAUGAGUCGCCCGUCAGAGACAACAGAGACUAUGAAUACGUAUAAAAUUUUAUACCAAACCUCGCCUUCAACUCCUAUUAUCUAUACAAUCAAUGCAACGCCACCUCCAGUACCCCUGCAAACGUCGGGCGCAGUCCUAACCAGCGGUCAACCCGUUAUACAUUUAGUGCCCUAUAGUCAGACACCGUAUGCUAUCAGUGCUAACACUAGUCCUAUCACUACUUCGACAGUAUUUUCAGCGCAUAAAUGCCGACAUUGCGGACAAAUCUCGGCCUCACCCAUAGUGGGAAAGUGCGGUCACUGUAACUCCCGGCGCCUCCAGUCGUCGACCACUCCAUCAGCCAUUCCAACGCAGAGGUUCUAUCCCAGCGGUGAUGCCAACAGUCGACUCAACCGUUCCGAGGGUUCUGUGCUUCCGAUGAGCGCUGUUUUGCCCGAUUAUCGAUACAAUCGCAUGCGUAGCCCUGUGGUAGGCGCCAGUCGACUGUCCCACGUGUCCAACGAUGUGCUGAGAAGUCUGGUCAAUGAGAAUCAGAGGCGGACUCAGUCGCUGUCCAGUCAUCACUCGAAUCCCGAAUUAAUAGAACUCGAAGAAGACAUUGUCCCCAAAAAAGCAGUUCAUUCGUUGCCAUCAUCUCAAGAGUCGACAGACAAUGAGUGCAUCGAAAUCAACGACAGAGAAGACGAGGACAACGAGGCAUCGGUUGCCAUACAAUGCGAUCUCAACGCUAGUGACCACCGGAGACAAGGAGAUGAGGUUACCGGUGAUGCGGGCAAUGAUAUACAGAUGUUAGACGAGGUGCAGGAGGACAGUAAGCCGGGCCCCGAAUUUCCGGUGGCGUCACUACCCGACUAUAUCAUGUUCGGCACCUAUAAGACCACCGCUAAGACCAUUGAGUUCGGCAUCGAUGGCAUCAAAGUGACAAACGUUAGCCCCAAUAGUCCGCAAUCCAAGUUUAAGUACCACAUUAUGAUCCCAUUCGUCGAGAUCCAUACCCUGCGCGUGUGCACUGAUCCCAUCCAGUCCAUGGUGUUCGUGAGGCCCACCAUGGAAUCCAACGCUAAGAUCCAGGAUUGCAUGUAUUUGGGACUCCGGUCGCCCAAUGGACUCCGCUUUGACAUCAAUUCGCAAGACCCGAGGGAACAGCUGUUGAUAAUCGUAAUGAAGGAACAAAUCAGUCAACGGUUCGCCGGAUUGUUGAGAAAGCAGUGCUUAGAAGUGAACCCCAAAUGCGAGUACAAUGCGGUCAAUGCCUCUGAGGCUAAGCUGUUGUUACUCCAGUCACAGACGCGCCAGACUACCGGUCCCUCUCAGACCCAACAGCAACGGUUUGAGCGGUUGAUUGCCGGCACUCCUCAGCCCAUUACCACAAAUAACAAGUUUUCGUCGCCAAGUCCUACACAAACGUCCGGCGCUCGUAGCAACCGGAGCUCUGUAUUGAGUUCGACGCCAACCUCAAGAGGCGGUUCGUUAGGGCGCCGGCAGUUGAUUAGUCCCGCGAAACCUGUUGUGCAGACAGUCAUCGAUUUGGACGAUGAGGAGGACGACCAGCAGACUAGUGGUGAGGGCGCCGCCAGUGGUGGUGAUGACUUAACUUCUGUGAUAUUUGCGUACCCGGAGGGCGAACACAAUGCCAUACAUCUGGUGGGGACAGACAUCUCAUGUCUCAACAAAGGAGAGUUUAUUAACGAUAAUAUCGUUAACUUUUUCCUGAGAUAUUAUGUGAAUGAGAUACUGGCGCCCGAAGUGAGGGACAGGACCCAUAUUUUCGACACAUUAUUCUUCAUACAGUUGACGGAAAAGCGCGGACCCAAGAGGACCAGAAACUCAAUGACCAGCGAUGAGAGCUAUACUUUUCAACACAGAUAUGACAAAAAGCUCAAGAAGUGGACUAAAAACGUGGAUCUGUUUGCAAAGGACUUCUUAAUAUUCCCUAUCAUCAAAGAGUCGCAUUGGUUUCUGGCGAUUGUCUGUUACCCUCACGUGGUCUACGAUUUAACCGUCAGUUCUUGUGAUAAACCAAAAGUGGAUUUGUCUGCAGACAAGAUGCCGUGCAUCAUAUUCAUGGACUCGUUAGGGAACGCCAAUUAUAAGAGGCCGUUGUCUCUACCUAUUCGCGAAUUCCUGGCCUACGAAUGGCUGUCCAAAAAGGGCAUAGAGUUGUCAUUUAAGUCGAAAACCAUUCUCAGAGACUACACGCCACAAGUGCCCAAUCAGACCAAUAGUAGUGACUGCGGACUCUUUGUCUUGGAAUACAUCCAGCAGUUCCUGAAGGCGCCCACAGAAGCCCUCCAGAAGCUGGUGUCCAGUCCUAAGAAAGGACUCACAGAUUGGUUCGAUACGCAUGAAGUGAAGUCCAAGAGAGUGAUCAUCCGGUCGUUAAUUAUGGACAGAGUGGAUGAGCCCGAGUUGAGGGCACGACUGGAACUACUCGUCGACGAUAGUAAAGAGUCGGAUGUAGAGGAC
Molecule: messenger RNA, 2937 nt
Organism: Oppiella nova
Lineage: Eukaryota; Metazoa; Arthropoda; Arachnida; Sarcoptiformes; Oppiidae
Source: the annotation of a GenBank genome assembly